CUGUGCAUUACUCUCGUUUUAGGACUUCGCAGCACAUUACUCUCCCUCUCUUUCUCCCCUCCCCUGCCCUGCCCGUCUCACUUGCCCCGACUCCUGUGAGUAGGGCUUUCUCUGACAUUCUCGUAUUCGUUUUUCUACGGCGCACGUUAACCCCUGCCGUCCUAUAUCGUGCGCCCUCCGAGGGUUGGUGGAGGGAGUUUCUAGGGUUUUGUUAGUUUGAUCAAUUUGUAAGAUCUGUCGAGGGUUGUUGAAGAGAUUCAUUUCCAGGGGAGAAGAACAUUAGGGUUAGGGUUUUUGAUGCUCUGGCGGAGAUCCGAAUCCGCCAAGCGAGAAAGCGUUUGGGUCGGAGCGUGCGAUGGCCAAUCCUGGGGUCGGGAGUAAGUUCGUGUCUGUGAAUCUGAACAAAUCAUAUGGUCAGCCCUCGCACCCACCUCCCUCGAGCUCAUAUGGGUCUCGUGCCCGGCCCGGUGGUCACAGCAGUGGCGGAGGAGGAGGAGGAAUGGUGGUUCUUUCGAGGCCUCGGAGUUCACAGAAGGCUGGACCGAAGCUUUCUGUUCCACCCCCCUUGAAUCUACCAUCGUUGAGGAAGGAGCAUGAGCGGUUCGAUUUGUCGGGAUCCGGCAGUGGGCAGGUUGGUGGUAGCGGUUCAGGAGGUGGGUCAAGGCCCACUCCGUCAGGUAUGGGCUGGACGAAGCCAGGGACCAUUGCUUUGAAAGACAAAGAUGGGGUUGGGGAUCAUCCGUCGAAUGGGAAAUCAGAAGGGGAAACACCGGGAGUUGGUGCUGUGGAUGGGGCUUUGAGCAGUACUGCUGAUGCGGUUACUAGAGGAAGCACUGUGUAUAUGCCUCCUUCUGCUCGGACGAGUGUGGUAGGUCUCCCUGCCUCUGCUUCAGCUCAGGCUUAUACACUGCCUCUAGAGAAAGCCGUGGUUUUGAGGGGUGAGGAUUUUCCUUCCUUGCAAGCUGCACUGCCUGUUGCUACUGGACCCACACAAAAACAGAAGGAUAGUUCCCAGCAAAAACAGAAGAAUGCAGCAGGUGAGGAAUUGCCUAUUGAUGAGGGGUACAAUUCCCAUUUGAGUUCAGUCGGUCACAUGCGCCCUCAGGUGCAAUCUUCCCGUCGAAGUGUUGGCAAUGGGCUGAAUGAAAAUGGUGGUGAAAGUCAUGGUUUGAGUAGUUAUCGCACCACAGAGCAAGCUCGGAAGCAGGAGGAGUACUUUCCAGGUCCAUUGCCUCUAGUUCGCUUGAAUCCAAGAUCUGAUUGGGCUGAUGAUGAGCGUGAUACGAGUCAUGGCUUAACAGACAGGAGCAGGGAUUAUGGGCCUUCAAAAGGUGAGGCUUAUUGGGAUAGGGAAUUUGAGAUUCCCAGGGGCAGUAUUUUCCCACACAAGCCCACCCAUAAUGUUUUUAGUAGGUGGGGUCAGCGUAAUGACGAAACUGGGAAGGUUUCUUCUGGUGACGUCGUCAAGUUGGAUCCUUAUGGUGGUAAUGUGAGAACACCAAGUAGAGAAGGGCGAGAUGGAAACUCAUGGAGAACUUCACAUUUUCAGAAGGAUGGAUAUAAUUCCCAAGAGGUUGCAGAUGAUGGAAAUGGUUCAAGUGCAAGACCAUCUAGUCAGAACCGGGAAACAUGCAAGGAGAAUAAGUUCAUUCCAUCUCCUUUUGAAGGCAAUGCCUGGGACGAUUCUAGCAAUGGAGUGACUGGUAACUGGGACUCGGCAUUCAGAAGGAAGGAUAUGAGUUAUGGACAAGGUGGCAGACAGCACUGGAACCACACAAUGGAAUCACGUAGCAGCCGAGGGUCUGGGACUGAAAAGAAUACAAGAUAUAGCAGUGAGCAGAGCAAUAGAUACAGAGGUGAUGCUUUCCAGAACAGCUCAGGGUCUAAAUCUUCAUUUUCUUUGGGUGUGAAAGGGCCUUCUAUGAACUACCCUGUUCCUAGUUUUGGUAGGGAGAAGCGUCCACUGUCAAAAAGUGAAAAUCCCUAUAUAGAGGACCCAUUCCUGAAAGACUUUGGUGGUGCUGGUUUUGAGGGACGGGACCCCUUCUCAGGGGGUAUUGUAGGGGUAGUUAAGAAGAAGAGAGAUGUGCUUAAACAGGCUGAUUUCCAUGACCCUGUUAGGGAAUCUUUUGAGGCUGAACUAGAGAGAGUUCAGAAGAUGCAAGAACAGGAGAGACAGCGGAUUAUUGAAGAACAAGAACGAGCUUUAGAACUAGCUAGGAGAGAAGAAGAGGAGAGAUUACGGCGAGUGAGGGAACAGGAAGAAAGGCAAAGAAGGUUGGAAGAAGAAGCCAGAGAAGUUGCUUGGAGAGCAGAACAAGAGCGAUUGGAAGUCAUGCGUAGAGCCGAAGAGCAGAGAAUAGCUAGAGAAGAGGAAAAAAGGAGGGUUGUUAUGGAGGAAGAGCGGAGAAAACAGGCUGCUAAGCAGAAGCUUCUAGAAUUGGAGGCAAGGAUGGCUAAGAGGCAGGCUGAAGAAGCAAAAUAUGAUGGCCUUUCUGCUGUUGCUACAGAUGACCAUAGCUCAGGGAUUGUGAAAGAAAAAGACGUAUCUAGGGCAGUAGAUUUAGGUGACUGGGAGGAUGGUGAAAGAAUGGUGGAGAGGAUCACAACUUCAGCAUCUUCUGAUUCCUCCAGUAUAAACAGAUCCUUUGAGGUGGGUUCCAAGCCUCACAUUUCUAAAGACGGUUCUUCCCCCUUUACAGACAGAGGGAAACCUGUCAAUUCAUGGAGGAGGGAUGUAUUUGAGAAUGGGAACAACUCAGUAUUCCCGCUUCAGGACCAGGAGAAUGGCCACCACAGUCCAAGACGAGAUGCAUCUCUUGGUGGGAGAGGAUUUCCUAGGAAAGAUUUCAGUGGUGGGGGUGGAUUUAUGCCUUCAAGGGCUUAUUAUAGAGGGGGUACUCCAGAUUCUCAUGGGGAUGACUUCACUCAUUUUAAAGGGCAGAGGUGGAACACUUCUGGGGAUGGAGACCAUCAUACCAGAAACAUAGAGAAUGACUCAGAGUUUCAUGAUAAUUUUGUUGAAAAUUUUAGUGAUGGUGGAUGGGGCCAGGGCCGUUCUCGUGGCAAUUCCCAUUCUAUGUAUUUGGAACAGCCUUAUCAGAAUUCUGAGGUGGAUGGUCUUUAUUCCUUCGGAGGUAGGUCGCGGUAUUCCACGAGACAGCCUCGGGUUCUCCCCCCUCCAUCGCUAGCUUCUAUGAACAAAAUGCCCUUCAGAAGCGAGAAUGAACAUUCAGGUCCCUCAACAUCACUAGACAGUGAGAUGCAGUAUAAUCAUGCAGCAAGAAAUGAACCUCCUGUGCAGACAAAUUAUGAUGGCGGUUAUCAAGAGCGGCUUGAACAAUCUGAAUUAAUCGACAUACACCGUGAUAAUACUGAGGCUGAUGACAACAAAUUGGAUAGGAACAGUACACCAAGGUGUGACUCACAAUCUUCACUAUCAGUUUCAAGCCCCCCUAAUUCUCCAGCACACCUCUCUCAUGAUGAUAUGGAUGAAUCUGGGGACUCACAAAUGUUGUCAGCUGCUACAGACGGUGAAGACAUUGCCGUGUCAGCGAAUGAAUCUGUUGUCUUGAAAACUGAAGCUAGGAAAGAGAACAGGAUGAGAGCCUCAAGCUCUAUUUCCACCGCUGAUGAUGAAGAAUGGACUAUUGAAAACAGUGAACGGUUGCAGGAGCAAGAAGAAUAUGAUGAAUAUGAGGAAGGUUAUCAGGAAGAAGAUGAAGUACAGGGAGAUGAUGAAAAUAUUGACCUGACCCAGGAGUUUGAAGAUAUGCAUUUAGAGGAGAGUGGCUCACCUGACAUGACAGACAACUUGGUCUUAGGCUUUGACGAGGGUGUUGAAGUCAGAAUUCCAAGUGACGAGUGUGAGAGAACUUCAAGAAAUGAAGAAAGUGCAUUUCUAACGCCACAGGUUUCUGUUGGCGCAGUUGAAGUACAGGGAUCUUCAUUUGAUGGAAUGUUUGGUAGUGGACAAAUUCUUCAACCUGUGAAUAGUUCUUCACAAGUUAGUAUUGAUAAUUCUGUGAGAAAGAUCCAGGAAACUGGAAAUGCAGUGCAAGAAUUGGUUAUUCAGCCUAUAGAUGCUCCUCAUACCUCAGUAGCAUCUGAUCUUUUAAAUUCUGGGGAUGUUUCUGGUAGUACUGGUAUGUCUGCACAGCCUCCAGGCCCAUCUUCUGCUAAAACGGCCUUGCAUUCAUCAUCUGGUCAAACUGUUGCAUCUGCUGUAUCUUCUGCUUCUAGUCAAGCUGACUUACCUGUUAAGCUUCAGUUUGGUCUGUUCUCUGGUCCUUCUUUGAUACCAUCUCCUGUUCCAGCAAUACAAAUUGGUUCUAUACAGAUGCCUCUCCAUUUACAUCCCCAGGUUGGUCCAUCUCUUACUCAUAUACAUCCAUCACAACCUCCUCUCUUCCAGUUCGGUCAGCUCAGAUAUGCAUCUCCAAUCUCUCAGGGGAUUCUGCCACUGGCGCCUCAGUCUAUGUCCUAUGUUCAGCCGAAUGUUCCUGCCCAUUUUGCUAUGAAUCAGAACCAAGGACGUCCUCUGCCUAUUCAACCUGGUCAAGAUACUUCUAGUCAUGAUCUUUUGAAAGAUGAUGUUGCGUGUUCAUCAAAGGAUAGCCAGUCAGGCAGUGUUCCGAGGCAAUUAGGUCUACCCCGGGAGAACAUUUCAAAAGAGAAAAAUGCAUUGCUAGUAAGAGAACAUGCAGAAAACAAUGCUCUGGUGCAUCAGGGCCAAGCAGAGAUUUCUCACAUUGGUGGAAACAAUGCAAGGUCUGAGUCAAGUUCCCGUGUGGAGGACCGAGGGCACCAUGACAUAAUUGUCAACAACUAUGCCUUCUUAUCUAGCAAUAAAGAAUCAGAAAGCCAGUUACAAGCUGAAACAUCAUCUUCUAUCUCCAUUUUGAGGGGGAGAGAUUUAAGUGGGUCAAGGGCUCAAGGCCUGAUACCGGGUGGCAAAGGAAAGAAGUUCUUUAAUGUUAGAAAUUCUGGCUCAAGAUCAUUGUUUCCAGAGGCAUCUCGUGCGGAUUCUAGUGGAUUUCAGCGGAGGCAUAGGCGUAAUAUCCCACGAACUGAGUUUCGGGUCCGGGAGAAUGCUGAUAGGAGGCAGUCGUCAGGCUUGGUUUCAUCUAAUCACUCUGGGCUAGAUGACAAGUCUAAGUCCAAUGGAAGGGUUGCUGGAUUUUAUGUGAGGAAUGGGCCCAAGAAAGGUACUGUGUUGAAUAAACUGCCAAAGCAGACUUUUGAAUCAGAAUAUUUGAGCUCAGGUCCAACCAGCUUGCGGGAGAUUGAUUCUGAUAGCAAGGUUGAGAAGGGAGUUGGAAAAGAAGUAUCAAAGAGUCAGAACACAUCACAGCGUGGAGAGGGAAAUCUGAAAAGGAACCUUUGUUCUGAGGAGGACGUUGAUGCUCCUAUGCAGAGUGGCAUUGUGCGUGUUUUUGAACAACCUGGCAUAGAAGUGCCUAGCGAUGAAGAUGAUUUCAUUGAGGUGAGGUCAAAGAGACAGAUGCUGAAUGAUCGUCGUGAACAGAGAGAAAAAGAAAUCAAGGCCAAAUCUCGAGUUCCGAAGAUGCCACGGAAAAUGCGUUCUUCACAAAGUACGAUGAUUGCAAGCAGCUCAAGUAAAAUUUCUUCGUCAGUGAGUGGGGAAACUGCAAACAGCAUUCGCUCUGAUUUUGUUGGCACUGACGGUCGGGGCUUAGCAAAUACAGAAGUAUCAGCAGGAUUUAACACCAGUGUUGUGUCCCAACCGUUGGCUCCAAUUGGCACUCCUCCUGUGAAUACUGAUGCCCAUGCUGAUAUAAGAUCCCAAACUACUAAGUCCCUUCCGACAACCUCUCUUGGCGGGAAAAAUCUGGGGUCAGGCUUAAUAUUUGAAACCAAGAAUAAGGCCCUGGAUAAUGUUCAAACAUCUUUGGGUUCUUGGGGCAACACACGGAUUAAUCAACAGGUUAUGGCUCUAACACAAAGCCAACUUGAUGAGGCUAUGAAGCCUGGGCGAUUUGAAAAACACGUUGCUUCUAUUGGAGAUCACCCUGGCUCUGUUACUGAGCCCAGCAUGUCUUCAUCCAUCUUGGCGAAGGAGAAAUCAUUUUCUUCUGUGACGAGCCCAAUCAAUUCUUUGCUUGCUGGGGAGAAAAUUCAAUUUGGUGCAGUUACAUCUCCAACAAUUCUGCCUCCUAGCAGCCGUGCUGUUUCACAUGGUAUUGGACCUCCCAGUCUUUCUGCUGCUGAGAAUGAUUGCACACUUUUAGAUGAAUCUUGUGUUCAUUUAGAAGAUUGUGAGGCAGAAGCUGAAGCAGCUGCUUCAGCUGUUGCUGUUGCAGCCAUCAGUAGUGAUGAGAUUGUUGGCAAUGGGCUGGGUACAUGCUCUGUAUCUGUUUCUGAUAGCAAAAGUUUUGGAGGUGCAGAUAUUGAUGUGAUAACAACUGCAGGUAUGGCUGGGGAUCAGCAAUUAUCCAGUCAAUCAAGGGCCGAAGAGUCUUUGAGUGUUUCUCUUCCUGCAGAUCUUUCUGUUGAGACCCCACCCAUCUCUCUGUGGCCCCCUUUACCAAGCCCUCAGAAUUCUUCAAGCCAGAUGCUUUCACAUUUCCCAGGAGGCCCACCUUCCCAUUUUCCCUUCUAUGACAUGAAUCCCAUGUUGGGGGGUCCCAUCUUUGCCUUUGGACCACAUGAGGAGUCUGCUGGUACUCAAUCGCAGGCUCAAAAAAGUAGUACAUCAGGUUCAGGGUCACUUGGAGCCUGGCAACACCAUUCUGGUGUUGAUUCAUUCUAUGGGCCUCCUGCAGGGUUCACUGGCCCUUUCAUCGGCCCACCUGGAGGUAUUCCAGGGGUUCAAGGCCCGCCACACAUGGUUGUUUACAACCAUUUUGCUCCAGUUGGACAAUUUGGACAGGUUGGUUUGAGUUUCAUGGGUACCACAUAUAUUCCGUCUGGGAAGCAGCCUGAUUGGAAGCAUAAUCCUGCUUCUUCAGCCAUGGGUGUUGCAGAGGGGGAUUUGAACAGUAUGACUAUGGUUUCUGCACCGCGCAAUCCCAAUGUCCCGGCUCCCAUCCAACACCUUGCCCCUGGGUCCCCACUCCUGCCCAUGGCAUCUCCUUUGGCCAUGUUUGAUGUUUCCCCUUUCCAGUCUUCUCCUGACAUGCCAGUCCAGGCUCGCUGGUCCCAUGUCCCAGCAUCGCCUCUUCACUCUGUUCCUCUAUCGAUGGCAUUACAGCAGCAGCCAGAUGGUGUGCUGCCUUCUCAAUUCAGCCAUGGGCCUCCUGUAGACCAGUCUUUAACUGUCAAUAGGUUUUCUGACUCUCGAACUUCAACACCUUCUGACAGUGGCCGGAGUUUUCCUGUGGCUGCAGAUGCAACUGUGACCCAAUUUCCCGAUGAACUAGGGUUAGUAGACCCAUCAAGCUCCCCCGGUGCUGUGGAUUCCUCACAGGUUGCUGUUACCAAGAGCUCACCUGCGAGCAUUGUGGCAAAUGGUUGCAAAGCUCUGCCUCGAAAUAGCAGUGGCAGUAACGGUAGCAGCCAGACUGCAAGUUCUACUUUCAAGACCCAGUCUUCCCAGCAGAAGAAUAUAUCUGCUCAGCAAUACGGUCAUCCCACAGCAUACAAUUAUCAGAGAGGUGGGGUCUCACAGAACAAUUCCAGGGGUGAAUGGUCCCAUCGUAGAAUGGGAUUUCAAGGAAGGAGCCAAUCUGUGGGUGCAGAGAAGAGCUUCCCCCCUGCAAGGGUGAAACAAAUUUAUGUGGCGAAACAACCCACCGGUGGGUCAUCAACUGUGGCAUGAGGAGCAUAGAUGGAGCUUUGGACUGCAUAUGAAUGCAUAAAUCAGGAUUGAAGCCACUGCUUAUAGUUUGUGGCAGGGCAUUAUUGCAUUUGUGGGUAUGUUCAGCUUUGGGAGUUGUAUGGGAACGGGUAAUUAUGAGUAAAUAAUGCUGGUUUUGGUAAGUGAAGAUUGCACAACUGGUUGGUGACAGCAGUUUUGGAUUGAAUAUGUGAAGGGUUUUAGCGAGGAAAGUUUGAAAUUAGCAUGCUAGUUUGAUUGCUGGGCUGAGAUUUGAAGUGUUGAGCACUUAAAAAUAGUGUGCCCCCAUUGUUUGUUCUCUUUUUGUUGGUAGCAAACUUGGUUCUCCCCCACUUUUCCCCACGGGGCUGAUGUAUUAUUAGAAUUAUUUUUGAAGUCCAGCACCUAUUGUUAUAUUCGUUUGUUCCUAUAUGUUGUUAUUCAAGUACUGAUGUGGAAGCCCAAAAUAACCCCGUGAGUAUCUUUGGAGAGAUGUUCAACAAAGACUAUAUAUGAAUCAACAGAGUUCUU
Malania oleifera is the source of this 8308-nucleotide messenger RNA. RefSeq lists its product as uncharacterized. The transcript has 8 exons. Lineage: Eukaryota; Viridiplantae; Streptophyta; Magnoliopsida; Santalales; Ximeniaceae. The record is from RefSeq and is a predicted model, not a curated record. The coding region runs from base 356 to 7780 and encodes 2474 amino acids.